Daldinia childiae is the source of this 1902-nucleotide messenger RNA. Its product is annotated as putative ATP-dependent Clp protease ATP-binding subunit. Gene Ontology annotation, cellular component: cytoplasm. Bases 1 to 1902 code for a protein of 633 amino acids. Gene Ontology annotation, biological process: cellular response to heat. NCBI's taxonomy places the organism in Eukaryota, Fungi, Ascomycota, Sordariomycetes, Xylariales, Hypoxylaceae. The record is from RefSeq and is a predicted model, not a curated record. The transcript is spliced from 5 exons. Gene Ontology annotation, molecular function: ATP hydrolysis activity; ATP binding.
AUGUCUACUACCCCAAAGGAAGAAGAUAUAAGUCGAUUUCUGGCACAGUAUCCAACCUGCUCCAGAGACACCGCGUCGGAUUUUCUAACAGUUUAUGGAAAUGAUCUCGAAGAGGCUAUAGAAAAGUAUAAAGCAUCUGAGAAAUACCUUAUACCCGUCCCUCCGUUUGAAGAUGAUAUCUCGCCAAGUAAUUCAAGUAAUGAACAUGACACUCGAGUUAGAACAAACUCACUUGAAUCAUCACAAGCUGAAGACGAAGGUAUCGAUGAAUACAGCUCGUGGAUGCCCAAGUUACCAACCCUUCCGGUUCCUGAUAGAUCUAUCGCCAGUGAUCCCCCCGACCCUUAUGUCUUUGAACUGCGCGAACUCUUAGGCGCAAUUCGAGCUGGCUAUUUCGACGCCGACCGUAUCCGUAGAUACUUAGGGUAUUACGAUAAAAAUGAUUUAUAUACGCAGCUGAAUGAAACCAUCGACGGGUAUCCGGCAAUCUUUUAUGUUAUCUCGACCAAUGAUAUCGGUAUACUUCGCGAGUGGCUCAAGCACGGAGGUGAUCCUAACGCGACAUGGGGAACUAGCGCCAUUCCUGCAAUUGGCUUCUCUAUUCUUCAUGGAGGCCAAACUAUGCUUCAGGCCUCGAAGACACUUGCUACACUUCUUAGAUUUGGCGCAGACCCUCGGGUCAUCCCAAAAGCGUUCUAUGAUCCCUAUUGUCGAGAUUUGCCGGAGGGAGGGCCAAUUCUGGAAGAGCUUUACGAUAUCAAUGAUACUAACAAGGAAUGGUGCACAGAGGAGGUACGGGAACAUCUUACUGAGGUUCUAACCUUGUCACAGCGAUAUGAUCUCUACAGGUCCAGUAAGGUCAUGCCGCACUCCGGUCGAGAGAAAGAAGUACUUAAUCGACAAGGCGCCGGAGAAGUCCUAGGCCUUCACCAAAUGAUUGUCGCUCAGUCCAUUGCAACGCGCUGGCUCCAAAGAAAGCUUCUUGUUUACCUUGCGCUCCAAAAGAAAAAGCCGUUUAUUUUGGUCUUCGCAGGGCCGAGCGGUCACGGCAAAACGGAACUUGCUAAAAGAUUCGGAGAUCUUAUGUCGCUAGAAUUGCAUGUGGUAGACUGUACCAUAUUUAAACAAGACAACGAGCUGUUCGGACCACGUCCCCCCUAUACUGGACAUGAGGACGGCUCACAAUUGAAUAAUUUCUUGGUUCGCCAGGCUGGGCAGCGAUGUAUUGUGUUUAUGGACGAGUUCGAGAAAACUAGCAAGGACAUCCACAACACAUUAUUAUUACCUUUCCAAGAUGGCCGCUAUGAAGAUCGUCGGAAUGGGAAAAUAAUUGACUGCUCCAAGACGAUUUGGAUUCUCGCCACCAACAAACUGGAUGAUAGUAUUCAUGGGUUCUGCAACGCUAAUGAAAAGACCAUUUUCCACUCCGAAGACCAAGAUGCUCAGGAUAAGUUGGUAGAGAAGUUGUGUCGUCAGCUCCGCAAGGAGUUUACCGGGCAUUUUGGUGCCCCUUUGAGUGGUCGUAUUACCGAAAUCAUUCCUUUCCUCAUCUUUUCGCCACAGGAGGCAGCUGUCAUUGCUCAUAGAACAUUGAUGGAUUUGGAGAGCGAAGUUAUUCAACAUGUGCGCCUGGCUCUGAACAAGGAAGAAGACGUCUAUGUCGGGAAUAUCAACAUCCGUAUCAAGAAUGAUGCAACAGUAUGCUCCGCCAUCACCCGUGACGAGUACGACAAGAAGACCGGCGCCCGUAGCAUUAAUCAAGCUGUGGAGCGUAUGGUCCAGGAUCCGCUCGUUAGCCAGUACCUGAAAGAUGGUGAUGAGUUUGAUGAAAAUCAACCUAUUACCUCGUUUGUCGUUGAUGUUGAUGUUGAUGGGGAGGUUGAAGUGAGACUGGUUACAUGA